Caenorhabditis briggsae is the source of this 1287-nucleotide messenger RNA. RefSeq names its product Protein CBR-DMSR-7 (gene Cbr-dmsr-7). Gene Ontology annotation, biological process: G protein-coupled receptor signaling pathway. The transcript is spliced from 9 exons. Bases 1 to 1287 code for a protein of 428 amino acids. The record is from RefSeq and is a predicted model, not a curated record. NCBI's taxonomy places the organism in Eukaryota, Metazoa, Nematoda, Chromadorea, Rhabditida, Rhabditidae. Gene Ontology annotation, molecular function: G protein-coupled peptide receptor activity. Gene Ontology annotation, cellular component: membrane.
AUGGAAUGUCCCCAUGAUGCUCAGUUGUUUGAUACGGACAGUAACAGUACACAAGCGAUCCUUCGAAAACUUGCCCACUUUCAAAGAUGGUACCAGCCAAUUCACGGAUAUGUAUGCGUACUCAUCUGCGUUUUUGGAAUCUUCACCAAUUUUGUGCAUGUGGCAGUUUUAUCGAGACCCAACAUGCGCAAUUCUGCCGUCAACUGCAUUCUAACAGCAGUGGCUGUAUGUGAUAUUGGAACAAUGGCAUCGUAUCUUGUGUAUAUUAUACAUUUUGUAUUACGAAGGAACAAUUCAUGCACUCCGACGUUCACUCAUUCUUGGUUACAAUUUCUUUUAUGGCAUGUUGUUUUGAGCAUCACACUGCACACAACAUCUUUAUGGUUGGCUGUGGCGAUGGCUUUCAUUCGACGGAUGACUCUGAGGGUUACUGCAUUGAACAGCCAGUGGCAGCGACCUAGAUUUGCGUGGAAGUUGUGCUUCAUCAUAUACGUCAUCGUUUUGGUACUUUGUAUUCCGAACAUGCUAGUUCAUGAAAUUGCAAAAGUAGAAGGACACAACUGGAAACCGGGAAAAACGUGUAAAGGGUUUCCAUCGAAUUAUUCUGAACCGGUGUACACAUUUAUGGUCAGUCAUGCAGCUACAAUCAAUAAUUGUCGAUUAUUUAAAUGGAAUAUUUGGAUGAUUGGAAUUUUAUUCAAGAUCAUCCCUUGUAUCCUGCUGAUUUUCUUGUCAUUUGGUCUUGUCUCGAAAAUUCGAGAUGCUGAAAAACAUAGAAGGAAAUUAACAAGUGUUCCGUCAAAUGCUUCCACGGAUUCCAAACCUCUGAAAAAAAAGAACGGAACUCCAGAUCGGACCACAUUGAUGCUUGUUGUAAUUUUAUUAGUGUUUUUGAUCACUGAAUUUCCACAAGGAAUUAUUUCCAUUCUUUGUGCAAUUUUUACAACAGAUGUUCACAAAUAUCUGUACUUCUACAUUGGCGAUGUAUUGGACCUCUUAUCACUUGUCAAUUCAUCUGUAAAUUUUGUAUUAUACUGUGUUAUGUCAUCCAGAUACCGGCAAACAUUCUGGGAGGUCAUCAUUCCGUCAUGGGCCUAUGCAAUGUGGAAUACCCGACGAGGAUCUCCAACUGAGUUAUCUCAAUUACAAAUGAAUAACAGUUUACGGCUUGGAAGAAAACAAAGUUAUACUCCACUCGCAACGGAGCCUGAUCCCAGACGUGAUGAGGAAUAUAGUUUUGAAGGAUCGAUGUCUGAGAAUCGGAACGGGGGAGGACACCGAUUAUAA